Molecule: messenger RNA, 801 nt
Organism: Cynara cardunculus var. scolymus (artichoke)
Lineage: Eukaryota; Viridiplantae; Streptophyta; Magnoliopsida; Asterales; Asteraceae
Exons: 4
Coding region: 1-801 (266 amino acids)
Source: RefSeq, a predicted model, not a curated record
AUGACGAGUCAUGGAAGAAACUAUCGAGUUUGGUCUGCACUCGAAGAUGUUAAACUGGUUGAAAGUUUGGUAAAUAUGGUAAACACUGGAGUGUAUAAAGCUGACAAUGGCUUCAAAUAUGGAUAUUUACAACACUUAAAACAAACGCUAAAAGAAUCAAUUCCCAAUUCUGGUAUAUUGGGUAAACCUCAUAUUGAGUCAAGGAUAAAGACAAUGAAAGAAGACUGGCAGGUUGUUUAUGACAUGAUGCAUGGUAGUAAUACUAGCGGUUUUGGUUUUGAUAGUGAAAAAUAUUGUGUGAUUGUUGAACCACCAGUCUGGGAGGCCUAUCUACAGGUUCACAAAGAGGCCGAGAAAUGGAAAAACAAGACAUUUCCUCAUUUUGAGGAUUUGUGCAAUGUUUUUGGCAAGAAUAGAGCUAAUGAGAGUAGAGCAAGAGAUGCAAUGGACAUGGAGGAUGCAAGCAUGGAAGACCAUAUCAAUCAAUUCAACAACAACCUUUCUGAUGAUCAAAAUGAUGCCUCUCAUUCACACACAAAUGUGCAAAGUCAAGAAUGCGCAAGUGGUAGCAAGAAAAGGAAAAACAUGAAUGAUUCUUUGCAUGAGAUUCCAAUUCUUUUGACAGAUUCUUUUACUUUAGGAAUCAUUCUGCGAACCAAACGCCCUAGGUUGAGUUUGUCAAUUGAAUCACAGAUUGUCGAGAAAUUAGGAACUGUUGAGCUUGAUGCUGAUAAAGCAAUGGACAUGGCUCACAUAAGUAAGCAGAUAGAACGAAUGCCUAAAUUGCUUGAAACACCAUAA